Dioscorea cayenensis subsp. rotundata (Guinea yam) is the source of this 1966-nucleotide messenger RNA. RefSeq names its product acyl-CoA-binding domain-containing protein 4. NCBI's taxonomy places the organism in Eukaryota, Viridiplantae, Streptophyta, Magnoliopsida, Dioscoreales, Dioscoreaceae. The transcript has 14 exons. The record is from RefSeq and is a predicted model, not a curated record. The coding region runs from base 109 to 1647 and encodes 512 amino acids. Gene Ontology annotation, molecular function: protein binding.
CUCUUCCUUCUCAUCACUCUGCUUCGUUUUCCAGAUCUCACGUUCCCCGUCUGCUUCUGAGGCUCCUGCUUGACUUCUGCUGUUAGUAGAUUGCGAGAUUUAGUUGCAAUGGAGGCGAAAAAUGGUAAUGACAGUUUGAGCUGUGAUCCUUUCUCUGUGAUGCCGUAUGAUCAGUGGGUUUUGAUCAAUUGUUCGGGGUCACGCCCACCAGGUCGUUAUAAGCAUGCGGCAGAAGUGUUCCAAGAAAAACUCUAUGUUGUUGGGGGCAGUCGCAAUGGUCGAUAUUUAUCAGAUUUUCAGGUUUUUGAUCUUAGAACUUUGAAAUGGUCUCAGUUGAGGCUAAAAGUAGAUACAGAUGGUUCAAACCCAGAAGAUGGUGCGUCAGAUUUAUCCUUCCCAGCUUCUGCUGGUCAUAGUUUGGUCAAAUGGGAAAACAAACUUUUGGUUAUAGCUGGACACCAAAAAAGUUCAUCAGAUACUGUCACAGUUUGGUCAAUUGAUCCAGAAACUGGCAGCUGCCAUGUAGUGAAGACUAAUGGAAAAGUUCCGACAGCCCGAGGAGGGCAAUCUGUAACAUUGGUUGGCUCCAGAGUAAUAAUGUUUGGUGGAGAAGACCGUAAAAGGCGGCUGCUCAAUGACCUUUACAUUCUUGAUCUAGAGACCAUGUCUUGGGAUGUACUAGAAGUCAAGAAACAAUCUCCAGCCCCUAGAUUUGACCACACUACUGCAGUGCAGGGUGACCAGUACCUUCUAAUUUUUGGUGGUUCUUCUCAUUCUACCUGUUUUAAUGAUCUUCAUAUACUCGACUUGCAGACUAUGGAUUGGGCCCAGUCAGAUAUUCGUGGUGCUGGGGUUAGUCCUAGAGGUGGUCAUGCUGCUGUUGCCGUGGAUGAGAACUGGUUUAUAGUCGGUGGUGGAGAUAAUUCUAGCGGUGCUCCUGAGACUCUUGUAUUGAAUAUGCCAAAGCUUGUGUGGUCGAUAGUCACAAGUGUAGGGCAACGAGAUCCACUUGCCAGUGAGGGCCUUACUCUCUGCUCUGCUAUGAUAGAUGGAGAGAAACUUCUAAUUGCAUUUGGUGGCUACAAUGGGAAGUACAACAAUGAGAUUUUUAUUUUAAAAACCAAGAAACUGGACUCAACACAGCCUCGACUUCUUCAGUCAACAGCAGCUGCUGCAGCAGCAGCUUCUGUUACUGCUGUUUAUGCAUUGACAACUGCAGCUGACAAAGAAAUCACAGUGAUUGCGAAAGAGGAAAAGCCCAAAAAGGUGCAAACCCAGGAAUCCACAAAGGUGGUUGCAAACUAUGAUGCACUUAGUGCAGAAAAUAAGAUUUUGGAGUCCAGGCUUAUGGAAAUACGGGCGGAAAACUUGAAGCUUAGGGGCAAUAUUGAUGAAUUGAAUAACUCCCACACUGAACUAUCAAUAGAACUGCAAUCUGUGCAAAAUCAACUGGCUGCUGAGAGCUCGAGAUGUUUAAAAAUAGAGGAACAAAUUGCAGAAAUGCAGAAGAAGUUAUUGUCCCUCAACUCCAUAGAGCAGGAGUUAGUAGCUCUUCGUGACCAAAAAACUCAGAUAGAAGUACAUUCGGCUGAGCUCCAGAAACAAAGAUCAGGAGGUGUUUGGAAUUGGAUGACUGGUGCUUCUUAGAACACAAAACAAACAUCUGAGUUCAAUCUCUUGCACCAGACCAGCUACCAAAUGGUUAGCACUUCCCUCCUGGAUUCCUUUAAUAUGUCGUAAAUACCACUCAUAUUAGCAAAAAAAAAUGAAAAUUCUCUUUGUUAUUUUGGAGAAAUACAAAAGUAAGCAAUCAAACAUCUAUUUGUAUUGAUAUUUUUUUUGGGUAUAAACAAACAGAUUUUGCUGUUACUUGUGAUGACAUAUUGCUGCAUUGAAUAUGUUCAAUCUGAGCAUAUAUACUUCUUUGAUUCAAUUAAUAAAGCCGCGUCUUCGGCAUGAAAUUCAA